CGCGGGAGCCGGCGGCGGUGUCCAUAUCCAGCUGGGAGCUCCUGGGAUGUUUAUUUGUGGUAACCAGAAAGCAUGUUGUGAAGGAUAAUUGAAGCACCACACUCCACCUCAGCAUCUGACAGUGUUUUGGAGGGUGAGGGGAUCCCUUCCACACUCUGUGACAUCAAACUGAGAUUAAAAGGGUAACCAUGGGUCAGACCGGAAAGAAAUCUGAGAAGGGACCAAUUUGUUGGCGAAAGCGUGUGAAAUCAGAAUACAUGCGGUUGAGGCAGCUCAAGAGGUUUCGUCGAGCAGAUGAAGUAAAGAGUAUGUUUAAUUCUAAUCGUCAGAAGAUACUGGAAAGAACAGAGAUCUUAAAUCAAGAAUGGAAGCAGCGUAGGAUACAGCCUGUACACAUCAUGACUUCUGUGAGCUCAUUGCGCGGGACCAGGGAGUGCUCUGUUACCAGCGACUUAGAUUUUCCAAAACAAGUCAUCCCACUCAAGACUUUGAAUGCUGUUGCUUCAGUGCCUAUAAUGUAUUCUUGGUCUCCCCUUCAGCAAAAUUUUAUGGUAGAGGAUGAAACUGUUUUACAUAACAUUCCUUAUAUGGGGGAUGAAGUGCUUGACCAGGAUGGUACGUUUAUUGAGGAAUUGAUCAAGAACUAUGAUGGGAAAGUUCAUGGAGACAGAGAAUGUGGAUUUAUUAAUGAUGAGAUAUUUGUGGAGCUGGUCAAUGCACUUGGUCAGUAUAGUGAUGAUGAAGAUGAUGAUGAUGGAGAUGAUAUUUGUGAUGAGAGAGAUGAAAAGCAGAAAGACCGAGAAGGCAAUAGAAUAGACAAAGAGAGUCAUCCACCUCGGAAAUUUCCUUCUGAUAAGAUAUUUGAAGCCAUUUCCUCAAUGUUUCCAGACAAGGGUACAGCUGAGGAACUGAAGGAAAAAUACAAAGAACUCACAGAGCAGCAGCUUCCAGGAGCUCUUCCUCCUGAGUGUACACCAAACAUAGAUGGACCAAAUGCUAAAUCUGUUCAGAGGGAGCAGAGUCUGCACUCCUUUCAUACGCUCUUCUGUAGGCGCUGUUUUAAAUAUGACUGCUUCUUGCAUCCAUUCCAUGCAACUCCUAACACUUACAAACGGAAGAAUACAGAAACAGCAAUAGAUAAUAAACCUUGUGGACCGCACUGUUAUCAGCAUCUGGAAGGGGCAAAGGAGUUUGCGGCCGCGCUCACUGCUGAGCGUAUUAAAACACCACCAAAGCGCCCAGGUGGUCGCCGAAGGGGAAGACUUCCAAAUAACAACACCAGUAGACCCAGCACACCAACAAUAAAUGUGUUGGAAUCAAAGGACACUGAUAGUGACCGGGAGGCUGGAACUGAAACUGGAGGUGAAAAUAAUGAUAAAGAAGAAGAGGAGAAGAAAGAUGAAACAUCCAGCUCCUCUGAAGCAAAUUCUAGGUGUCAAACACCAAUUAAGAUGAAGCCAAAUAUUGAGCCUCCUGAGAAUGUGGAGUGGAGUGGUGCAGAAGCCUCAAUGUUCAGAGUUCUUAUUGGCACCUACUAUGACAACUUUUGUGCAAUUGCCAGGUUAAUUGGGACCAAAACGUGUAGGCAGGUGUAUGAGUUUAGAGUAAAGGAAUCUAGUAUUAUUGCUCCAGCUCCUGCUGAAGAUGUUGAUACCCCUCCAAGAAAGAAGAAAAGGAAACACAGGUUGUGGGCUGCUCAUUGCAGAAAGAUACAGCUGAAAAAGGAUGGAUCAUCUAAUCAUGUUUACAACUACCAGCCAUGUGAUCAUCCACGUCAGCCCUGUGACAGCUCAUGUCCAUGUGUGAUUGCUCAAAACUUCUGUGAGAAGUUUUGUCAGUGCAGCUCAGAAUGCCAAAACAGGUUUCCUGGAUGCCGCUGUAAAGCACAAUGCAACACUAAGCAGUGUCCAUGCUAUCUGGCUGUGCGUGAAUGUGAUCCAGACCUCUGUCUGACGUGCGGAGCGGCUGAUCACUGGGACAGCAAAAAUGUUUCUUGCAAGAACUGCAGCAUUCAAAGAGGAUCCAAAAAGCAUUUGCUGCUAGCACCUUCAGAUGUCGCAGGCUGGGGGAUUUUCAUCAAAGAUCCUGUACAGAAGAAUGAAUUCAUCUCUGAGUACUGUGGUGAGAUUAUUUCUCAGGAUGAGGCAGAUAGAAGAGGAAAGGUAUACGAUAAGUACAUGUGCAGCUUUCUGUUCAACUUGAAUAAUGAUUUUGUGGUUGAUGCAACACGGAAGGGCAACAAAAUUCGAUUUGCAAACCAUUCAGUAAAUCCCAACUGCUAUGCAAAAGUUAUGAUGGUUAAUGGAGAUCAUAGAAUAGGUAUAUUUGCUAAGAGAGCCAUUCAGACUGGUGAAGAGCUGUUUUUUGACUACAGAUAUAGCCAGGCUGAUGCCCUUAAAUACGUGGGCAUUGAAAGAGAAAUGGAAAUCCCUUGAUACCAGCUACCUCUUCUCUCUCAAACAGAACAGCUGCCUUAUCUUCAGGAAUUUCUAGUACUGUGGGCAAUUUUAGACCAAUAAAAUGAUGCAAUUUGAAAUUCUGAAUUUGCAAAGUACUGUAACAGUAAUUUAUAGUAAAAAAUUUCAAAAUCAACUUUUUAUUGCCUUCUCACCAGCUGCAAAGUGUUUUUGUACCAAUGAACUUUUGCAAUAAUGCGGUGUGGUACACUUUUUCAAUCUUGAAUAAAGGAUACUUGAACUACA
Molecule: messenger RNA, 2702 nt
Organism: Gavialis gangeticus (Gharial)
Lineage: Eukaryota; Metazoa; Chordata; Crocodylia; Gavialidae
Gene: EZH2
Product: enhancer of zeste 2 polycomb repressive complex 2 subunit
Exons: 22
Coding region: 189-2435 (748 amino acids)
Biological process (GO): chromatin remodeling
Molecular function (GO): histone H3K27 methyltransferase activity; protein binding
Source: RefSeq, a predicted model, not a curated record